Paramecium octaurelia is the source of this 1045-nucleotide messenger RNA. Lineage: Eukaryota; Ciliophora; Oligohymenophorea; Peniculida; Parameciidae. The record is from the annotation of a GenBank genome assembly.
AUGAAAUAAUAAUGGAAUGAUAUUAAUGAAGAUGUUAAUCUGAUAACCAUAUUAAAAUCAAAGUUUAAACAGACCAAUCCCACUCAAAUUUGUAUCUACAUUUAAUACUAAUGAGGUUACAAGACCUUUGAUCAUGAAGGAUUGUUACUUAAAGACAACAUAGUUUAUAGAGGAAUAAUUCGUAAUUACACUUUUGUCUUAUAACGAAAGGAUAAAAAUGAAUUCUUUCUAGACUUUAAUCAAUACCCACUUAGUAUUCAUUAAUUACAAUUUUAGAACUAUCCAUAUUGUCCAAUGAUCUCUUUUAAUUAUAAGUGUUUAGUUAUCAGUUUUAGUUUUAAUCUCUCACCAAUAGUAAAUAAUGGAUCCUAUCGCUUAAUUACUACAUCAAUACAUCAAAACCGUAUUGUUUUCAACCUCCCUUGCCUAACUUUUACCUUUAACAUAAAAUUCCUUUUGAUAUAUUUGAAAAGAGAGCUGAGUCCUUAGAUUUACUAUUAUUUAAAAGUAAAUCUAUAGCUUGUUAGCUCUAAAGACUGAUAACAAAUAGUGAAUAUGGUAAGUAUCAAAAUAUUAUGUAGAUCAUGUUGCUCUUGUUUUAAGAAACAACAAAAAUGUGCUCCAUAUUUUUGAAGCUAACAGUGAUAAUGGAGUUUGUAUAUAUACAUGGGAAACUCUAAUGAAGAGCAAUUUUUAAGAAUACAUAACACAAAUUAGUUAUAGAUAAUUAUAUAUUAAAAGAGACAUGACAUUACUUUUAAAAUUAUAAGAUUUUAUAUUAAAAAAUCACGGCAAAAAGUAUUCUGCCAACAUCAUGAAGUUAUGUAAGAAAAGAUCAAUAACUGGAGUUGAAAAGGAAAAUUACUUUUGCUCCGAAUUAGUAGCUGCUUGUUAUAAACAUUUAGGAAUUAUGGAAAAUGAUAUUUCAUCUUGUUAAUUUUGGCCAAGUAUUUGAUUGUAGUUUAUAAUUAUAGAGGAUUUUGCAGGGAAUGUGAAACUAGUAAAUAAUGCUGAAUUAAGCCAUGAGAUUAUAAUAUAUUAAUGA